This is a messenger RNA of Myripristis murdjan (pinecone soldierfish), 5833 nucleotides long. Its product is annotated as protein sel-1 homolog 3. The transcript has 24 exons. The record is from RefSeq and is a predicted model, not a curated record. Bases 132 to 3497 code for a protein of 1121 amino acids. NCBI's taxonomy places the organism in Eukaryota, Metazoa, Chordata, Actinopteri, Holocentriformes, Holocentridae. Gene Ontology annotation, molecular function: protein binding.
UUGCACAUACAAUGGAUCAUGGAAUAUUUAUGUACAUUUUUCAUUUUUUUAAAUCAUUAUUUGAUCUAAUUCAUUAAUUGAUCUUAAACCAAAUGCAAACUAUACUCAACAGAUAAACAACCUGUUGAAAAAUGAGUGUGCUGCUUGCUAACAUUUUUGGAUAUACGUUUACAGCUGCUGUAAUAUUAAUGGGACAAUGUGUGUUGCAAGCCUCAUCAACCUCCUCAUCCCUGAGUGGGAAAAGCCCACAUGGCAAUUUUAUCUGGUUUGACUCUGCCAGUGACAAAGUGAUAGAUGGCUCAGCGAUCAGUGUGAAGUAUCAAUGUUCCAGGCCAUGUCAGCUUGCAGUGGAAGCGAUGAUAUCCAUACCACAAGGAACAGAGGUGGUGGUUUUUAGGAGGAAAUGGAUCAGCAGCAAACCCCCCAGAGUCCCCUGCACCCGCCUGGUGCUGCUCAGGCUCCCUCGAGCCGUUAAAUAUCAACGUGACUUUUUCAACAGGCACAUUAUUGAGGCCCAGAAUGUGACAAUUCAUGCUUGGCUAGAGCGUCUUAAAGAUGGCUAUGAACGCAGAACCUACCGUGGCUCUUUGGUGAGGAUCCAUAAAGUGCUACGGAUUGUGCCACUGUCUGCAAGUCUGACUAAACCUCCCACUCAGUGCCCUUCGUGGCCUGCUGAACUGAUGUGGCAGUUGACCAGGAAUAAAAUCUAUCAGUGUCCACAUGAGUCAGAAACAAUUGAUAUGCUAAAGUUCCCUCUGGCAAGCACCGGGGAACACUUUGGAGUGGUCCGAAAGUUCCAGCCUUUCAUCAACAAAAACCUGGAGAGAGUCCGUCUCCAUGCUGUGACACGUCCCAGCAUCACCUUAUCUGUGUGGAUCUACCUGCUCAAGUGGUGUCACAGGGACCUCUGUGGGAUCAUCCAUCAUGUUGACAGUCAAAAUUUAUAUGACACCCUCCUGAUGCAGCUUACAGACACAGGGGAUGUCAUUAUUCAGGCACGUUUGACAACUGGAAGAGAUGAAGCUUUCCGAUCCCAUGUGGCGCUGCCCCUCUGGAAAUGGAUUAGAUUAGACUGUUACAUACAGGACUCCAAGGUGAUGCUGGAUACAACAUGGGAUAAUGAAACUCGCAGACACACAUAUGAAUUUCAAAGCAGCAUCCACUAUGAGGACACCAGUGGAUAUUUUGCAAUUGGAGGAAGCAGAUACUUGCCUGGCAUCCAUGGCUAUUUUGGGAAUGUCAAAUACUAUCGUUUUGGAACUGAGAAGGUGAAAAAUCCACUUUCCCCAAAGACGACUUUAGAGGAUCUGGAUAAGACUCAUCUUGAGUGUCAAGAAAUAAAACGCUUUACAGCAGCUUUUCUGCAGGGAGUGACUGGAAGUCGCAUAACCUUAAACAAAGGUUUCUGCAAUCCUCACUUCAAACCCUUCAGGGGCCAAUUCAAAGAGAAUAUCUGCAGACAGACAUGGACCUGGGAGACACAACUUAAGUACAGUGCACUUUUCCACUUUUUGCAAACAAAAGAAGAGGACCUAAGAGCAGGAUCAUCGAGUAUGAACAACCUUCGCCACAUCAGGAGGAGUUUGUUUGAGCAGGCAGUCGGUCAAAUGUUCAAUAUGGAUCUGAGAGAGAUCCGCCUCACAUCCUCAAAAAUGGCUCUGCUGCAGGCGUCCUCAUGCCUUGGAAAUCACCAAGCAUCUCUCUUGCUAGCCACAAUCCACCUGGCUGGCCUGGGGCGCUCAGUGGACCAACAAAAGGGUCAUGUUUACAGUUUGAUCGGUGCAUUGGGUGAUAAUCGUUUGGCCCUCAUGCAUAUAGGGUACAAGCACACACAAGGAAUCGAUCAGUUUCCGAAAGACUUUGACAUGGCUUGUAGCUACUAUUCCAACGUGGGCGUGCAGAGCAUUAUCGAUCGUGGGAAUAUGCAGGAAAAACAGCAGUACCAGCCUGAACACAUCUAUCUGAGCAACAAGGAGGAUUUAAACAACAUGAUCCAUGAGACAAGUGACGCCUUUUACUUUCUGAAAUAUAAAGCAGAGAGUGGAGAUACAGAAUCUCAAAAAAACCUUGGGAGGAUUCUUUUCUGGGGACAAAAUGGAGCCACAAAAGACAUGGCAAGUGGAGUCAAGUGGUUAAGAAGGAGUGCCAUACAGAUGAAGGAUCCCUCGGCCAUGUAUGACUACUCUGUUCUGUUGAUGAAGGGCCAUGGAGUAACAAAAAACACCAGCCUUGGUCUUCAGUUGCUUAAGAAAGCUGCAGCAAUGGGGUCAGUUCAUGCCUUGAAUGGCUUAGGAUGGUAUCACAGCGCUAUACUGAAAGACCACAAAACUGCAGUGAAAUAUUUUGAGCGAGCUGCACUCAAUGGGAGUGAUGAUGGCAUGUAUAACCUGGGGAUUUACCACCUCAGUGGGGACAACCCCGACAGCCCGCGGAGAAAUGAGACGGCUGCAUUCCAGCAGUUUCUAAAUGCAUCCAGCUUUGGUCAUGUAGCUGCAUCAGUGGAGGCGGCUUGGUACCUGUCGACAGGAAGCCUGGAAGGGGUGUCUCAGGAUGUGGAAAGAGCUGUGAUGUUGCUAAAAAAUACCUGUGAACAGAACGGACACCUUGGAUACAUGACCAGAGUGGCUCUCCAAGCCUACCUCCAGGGUUCUUGGAGUGACGCUCUUAUGAAGUAUGUUUUGGCAGCUGAAACUGGUUUGGGUUUUGCCCAGAUCAAUGUUGCUCACCUGUGUGAGGAGCUGAACCUUGGUAAUGAUUGUCACUGGAGAUAUUAUAACUAUUCCACAUUUAACUAUGAUCCCCAUCCGUCUGGUCUACUGAAAAUGGGAGACUACUUCUACAAUUCCUGCAGCAACCAGGAAGACUCAUUAUCCUUGGUUGGCCGGGCCAUAUCGAUGUACAGCAGAGCAGCUCUCGCAGGCAGUCCUCAGGGAAUGUACAACUUAGUUGUUUUGGCACAACAAGGGCAUGUUCCUCCAUUAAGCAUCCAAGGCUUGUUAAAUGUGUCUCAUCAAGAUGAGCUGGACAUUUUGGUGGAGAAGAUGUUACAAAGAUGUGUAGAGAUUGAAGAUGAGGAAGCUGUAACGCCAUGCUCUUUAGCUCUGCUCAGAGUCCAGAUGGGAAAAGCCUUGAGGAAAAUGACUCACAACAGUGCACAGCUCUUGUUGGUAUAUGCAUCUUUUAUUGGUUUCUUCAUCAUAAUCAUUAUUGUGCCAAUGCAAAUCUGCCUUGGCCAAAGGAAUCUCAGUCACCAUGCAGUGCAGCUGAGGACAAGGAUGUCAGCUGUCAAUCAAACUCCAGUCAACUGGAAUAGAGCACAAGAUGGCAUCAUGGGAAGACAGGGUGCCGUCUCUAGAACUCACAGAGUGGCUGAGGUUCUCUGGCUUACCAUUGUGAAUGGUGAACAGUGGCUCAGGCAGACCGGUGAUUUGGCUGUGACUGUGUCAGGUGUGUGUCUGUGUGCUUUCUGGACCACACUACUCUAUCAUCUCUUAUGACACACAAUACACAGCACAGUGAUCCAAUAGCCACAGCAAAGCUCCAGACACUACAUAAGAGCUCACAUGUAGUGGACGGGUUACAAAGUUAUUCAUAUGACACAUCUGUAUCUCAGAGGAAUCUGACUCACUUUGACUUUGGGGUGAUGACAUAAGAAAAGUGCCAAUAGGAAUGUGUGUGCACUAUUUUAUCAAGCAGUUGAUAAUGAUUUCAUCACUCACUAUUAUUCCAUUGUUUGUUUCCAUUGUGCAAAAUGCUUAUCAUGCGGCUCCUUUUAUUAAUACCUUGUCUGAUCUAUAUGAUAUAUUCUCCUGUGGGGGGAGUACCACGUGAAGACAAUGGAACCUCUAUUGUGCAACAUGUGCACUGGAAGUCUUAACUUAAUAUCACCAAUUAAUUGCUUGAGACAUUUUUUUUUUUUUGGUAGGACUUUCCUUUAUGACAAUAGCUUUAAAAUUGCAAUGCCUUGGCAACUGCUUCGACACAAAAGGCUCAACCAGAUCCUGAUGGAUUAUGGGAGAUAUUGGACAGGAACAGUGUUCUAAUAGGUCAGCUAUUAAGGCUUGUUCCUGGCCCUAUCAGUGUCAUGUUGAUGAUAAGUGUCUAUCCGGAGACUGGACAUGCAACAACAGCACACAUGGCUCCUCCUAAACAUUUUGUCCAAGGCCAGUGCACUGGUGUUUUAGUAGUUACUGAUUUAGUCCCUGACUGGGCAGAUUCAUCAGUCCUGGUCGAUACAUAAGAUAAGGCAACGAGGCAACACAGUUUGUCUUACCCAUCACUAAGGGAGGUGACAACAGGAAACUGGGCUUUAAAGCUGAGUUACCAUAGCAAUGUAGGAGACUACCUGCCCUAACACACCUUUAGACCACUUCCUGGAGUUGAAGCCAGAAGGAGGGGGCUUUUAUUGUGGUGUUGGUGUUACAGUUCUACAAAGAUCAUACAUUGAUAGAGGCUUUUUUUUCUGUGACAAACAAUCUUGAAGAGGCUGUGUUAUUCUGUUAAGUGUUAUUUACAGCUCUAGAUGACUGUUGUCAUGACGUGGAGUUUAUAGCAACGUGUGUUGUUGCCUGGGCUUCAUGGAGCUGUCAUUAGUUAAAUAAGGAGUUUCAGAGUGUAAACAGCAGUAUUUGGAGCUCCCUCAGUUUAGAGUGACAACGUCUAUGUAAUUUGGGAAUGGAAUAAUGAUCUGCCUCUUCCUUGUUCUAUCCUUGUCCUUGUCCUCUUUCUCUACUGUCUUUUCCCAGUUAGAGGGAGAGGUCAUCAAAUCUAAAAAUUGCUCAGUGUAUCAGAUAUUCACUAUAGUGUUCGCAGUACCUGCUUGCUGUUUUUGUUUAUGUGUAAAUUUAUUUUUAUUUAUUUAUUUUUUUAAAUAAAGAAACAUUUUUGGGAGGCAUGUCUGCUUUAUUAGAGAGACACGGUGGAGAGAGACAGGACAGACAGGGCAGAGAUGGGGGAGGACAUGCAGCCACUUACUCCUUAGGCUGAAUUAGCCUAAGGAGUAAGUGGUACGCGCCCUACUGGUGGGCACCUCUCUGCUGAAUUUUUAUUAGCCUGUAAGCCCACCUGGCUUACAUUUUGGAAAUAAAUAUCCCAAAAAAAGUACAUCAGCUAAAUACACUGAAAUGUUUUAGAAAAGACAUGAAUCUCUGUAGUUAAUAAGAAAUAUCCCUCUGUAGACCACCAUGAUGAAUUUGUCUUUUAAGAUGUAACUUUUACCUUUUUCCUUUCUGCCAGACUGAGGUGACGCCCAAGUAUGAUAGUCAAUUAGACUGGCUGUGGUGUGCUGGUGUCUCAAAAGCAACCUUGCUUGCUUUAGAGACGCCAGCACACUUCGGGGAAAACAAAUUGCACUACCGUAAACCAAAAGCAAACACUGCCAAAUGUUUUGGCUCCAAAGCACUGUUCUGCCACUGAGACGUUUCAGUCAUCCCAUCAACAAGAAGCAUUAGUUAUUAGGGGUGUUUUUGCCAUUUUAAAUGUUUUAGUAAUUCAUUUCUUUAAUUUUUAUGAGGUUAGCUGGCUGUUCAUGCCUCCGAUGCAGUGCUAAGUUAUUAAUAGAUCCUCUAGAUUUAAAUUGGAUUGUUUAAUGGGUUGAUAACAUAUUGAUGGAUGUGACCUUGAAUUUAUGUACUCUGUUUGAGUUAAUUGCUAAUGGACACCUGACCAGUAUUACUGCAAAGUGACAGAGCCUCAUAUUUGAUUUAUUGCCUUCACACUGUUGGUUCUUAUUCAGUGGAGUAUAAACUCUCAUUGAACUCUCUGCCCUGUUUGAGUAACAGGGUGGGAUCAAAACUUUGACCGCUGGUGCAUUCUUGUCAAGAAUAAAUCUGUA